Messenger RNA from Phasianus colchicus (ring-necked pheasant), 1404 nucleotides. It is a transcript of the gene REXO4, whose product is annotated as RNA exonuclease 4. Gene Ontology annotation, molecular function: 3'-5' exonuclease activity; nucleic acid binding. Lineage: Eukaryota; Metazoa; Chordata; Aves; Galliformes; Phasianidae. The record is from RefSeq and is a predicted model, not a curated record. Gene Ontology annotation, biological process: rRNA processing; DNA catabolic process. Gene Ontology annotation, cellular component: nucleus.
GGGGCGCCGUUCCCCGCCGGGCGCUGCACCGCUCCCCUCGCACUGCCGCCCCUCGCCGCGGUCCCGCAUGGCGAAGGCGGACCCCGAGGCGGCGGCGGCCUGCAGGAAGGGCCGGAGGAGGAGAUCUCGGCGAGGCACCGGGCAGCACGCGGGGACGGCCGCGCAGAAAGGCCCGAAGGCGGCGGCGGUGGCGGCGCUGCCCCGCAGCCCGCAGGAGUUCUCCUCCAACUGGAAGGCGCUGCAGGAGCUACUGAAGCAGAAGGCGAGCACGAGCACCUCGAAGGAGCCCCUCCUUUCAUCUCAGACAUACACCAAGAAGCAGCAUCCACUCAAAGAGGGAAACAGCCAACAGGAUCCAGCUGGCACCGGGGAUGAAAACGCGUUGAAACCCAAAUCCACAAAUAAAAAGGGCAGAGGUCCUGCUGCACACAGCGCUCCUUUGGCCAAGGAGAAAUCCAAGAAGGCUGCAACUGACAAGAAUUCAAAGCUUAAGCAUACAGAUAAGAGGGCCAAGAGUUCGGAUGGCAACACUCCUAUGGCUGAGCCCAAACCCAGCGGGGCUGCAAAGGACAAGAAUUUAAACGGCACCAAAAGUGAUGGGAAAGGCUGCAAAGAAAAAAGGAAAAAUGGCAAUAUUGAAAAGGAAAAAAGUGAUGUGAAGCAUAAGAAAAGGAAAGCUGAAGAUACAGCACAGGAGCCCAAAGAGGCUGACAUCUGGUUUGAUGAUGUUGAUCCAAAAGAUAUCGAAGCAGCAAUAGGACCUGAAGCAGCAGAAGUUGCCAGAAGGAAAAUGGGACUUGAAACAGGCCAAUCCAAACGGUCUGUGGAGCAGAUGCUGGUUAAAGAGAAGUCUUCUGGAGGUCUUACAAGAGCUGUAGCUAUGGACUGUGAGAUGGUGGGAGUAGGACCCAACGGCGAAGACAGCAUUGUGGCUCGUGUGUCCAUUGUGAACCGGUUUGGAAAGUGCAUUUAUGACAAGUAUGUCAAACCUACGGAAGAGGUGACAGAUUACAGAACAGCUGUUAGUGGCAUCCGACCUGAGCAUCUAAAGACAGGUGAAGAUUUUAAAACAGUUCAGAAAGAGGUCGCUGAUAUCUUGAAUGGAAGGAUUUUAGUUGGGCACGCAUUACACAAUGACCUAAAGGUCCUAUUUCUUGAUCAUCCUAAGAAGAAAAUACGUGACACACAAAAAUACAAACCUUUCAGACAGAGAGUCAAGAGUUCACGGCCAUCGUUGAAGCUGCUCUGUGAUAGACUUCUAGACGUUCAAGUGCAGACAUCAGAGCACUGCUCGAUUCAGGAUGCGCAAGCAGCUAUGAGACUGUACACCUUAGAGAAAAAGAAAUGGGAAACUGCUCUUAAGAACAAAUCUAAAGACAAACCAUGAAACUUGAAUGAUUCCAC